GCGGUUCGUGCGGCCUAAAAUGUGCCGAUCUUGUGCUUGGUUGAAGCAAUCGAACUGAGCGUAUAUUAUUCUAUUAAGUGCUACCAAUGGCCUGUCAAAUGCUUUGAUAUCUGCUAGUGCCACAAAUUGUGAAACAGUGCAAAAUGUUUGCCAUCAAUUGGUUCGAUGUGAUACCCGUCGCGCUAACAUUUCUUGCCAUCGCCUUUGUGCAGGUGCUUAACGUCUAUUUACAUAUAUUCAGUGAUAAUACGAAAAGUACCGAUAUCGCUGGCACAGUUACCGAAUCGGAUUGCCCGAUAUCGGGUAAUGUCGACGCGACAACACCAACUUCUGCCAAAAAUGGCGCCAUAUCGCGAAAAACAUCGAACGGCAAGUUGGAGAAGCAGGCGAGCAUUUUGGAUAGCGAUAGUGGCAUCUCAUUGAACUCUAUCAACACAAGCACAACAACAACAAUAGCAGCAGCAGCAACAACAGCAGCAGCAACAACAAUUUCUACACCGGCAACACCCAACUCAUCACCAACAUACAGCACACACAAUGGUUUCCUCACACACACCCUCAGUUUCGAAACCUUGAGCGAUGAGUACCACGAGGAUGAGGACACACUCUCGCUAGAGAAUCUUUUUCCCUGCGAUCAAACGGAAAUAUAUGCCUCAAAGAAGAUAAGCUUCAUUAUCGAUGAACUUAUCCAGACCGAAGUCAACUAUGUGAACAAUCUGCGGAAGGGCCUCGCCAACUAUGGCCAGCUGCAUCAGUGCGAGGAUCUGCCGGAAGGACUACGCGGCGACCAGCGACAGCAGCUGCUGCUGGGCAACAUCUCCGAAAUUCUGGAGCUGCACGACAAAGAGAUUCUGCCGCUCAUGUUGCGCAAUCAGCGCGAUCUGAAAGGCCUCUUCGAUGAGUUUGCGACGCACUUUGAGAAAAACAAUUUCUAUUGUUAUGUGGACUUUACCAUAGGCAAAAAGUCCUCCAUGCAGCUACGGCAAGAGAAUCGAGAAUGGCUGCAGAGCUAUCAGACGACAAUAAAAGACAAACUGGGCAUUGAUAGUUUUCUAGUGCAGCCCAUACAAAGACUGACCAGAUAUCCGUUGCUGCUACAGCAAUUCAUAUCGGAAUUCUAUAAGAGCGGCAUUAGCUGUAAGCCCGUGCUGAGUGCUGUCUGCAAGCUGGAAACUCGCAUGCGACGGCAGCUGGAUGUGGUCAAUCAGGCAGAGGAGAUUCCCAACAUAGAUGAGCUAAACGAGCUCGAUCUGCAGCAACAGGGUCACUUUCGACGCUCCACAGAAUUCGAUGCACAGCAUCUUCCAACCAAAAAGAGAUACCGCGCCAAGAUAUUCCUAUUCGAUCGCUGUCUGGUCUGCACGGAGGUGCGCAAACGGCGUUUGGCCUAUCGCCAGCACUACAGUUGGGAGCAUGUGGAGCUGCAGCGUCCGCUGGAGCUGGCUACGUCGAAUGCCAAUAAAAUCAUCAAUCUGCUGGUCAAGCAGCAGGAUAGGGACAAGACCAAGCGUGAGGAGUACUCCUUUGUGGCCUCCGAGGCGUCUGUAGUCAAGCAGUGGCUGCUCGCCACCCACAAGAUCAUCGAGAUAGCGCGACACGAGCAAUCGAAACGCGACACCUUCAGCCUGCCCAUGGAUCUGGUGCUGGGUGUGGUGCUGGCCAUCUGGCUGAUAUGGCAGUACUUGUAGCGCUAAUUAUAUGCUAUACUAUUUAGUUGCUAGGCUAUAGAAUAAAGCUAAGUUAUUUGUACACGUA
Molecule: messenger RNA, 1755 nt
Organism: Drosophila novamexicana
Lineage: Eukaryota; Metazoa; Arthropoda; Insecta; Diptera; Drosophilidae
Product: kalirin
Exons: 7
Coding region: 144-1688 (514 amino acids)
Biological process (GO): axon guidance
Cellular component (GO): cytoplasm
Molecular function (GO): guanyl-nucleotide exchange factor activity
Source: RefSeq, a predicted model, not a curated record